Messenger RNA from Ectocarpus siliculosus, 1839 nucleotides. Lineage: Eukaryota; Phaeophyceae; Ectocarpales; Ectocarpaceae. The record is from the annotation of a GenBank genome assembly.
AUGUCGGCAGCAAUUCCUGAGUUCGACGAGGUGUGGCGUUGGGACGGAUGGACAACUCUUGAUGAGCAUACCAAUGAUGGUGCGGUCGACUUGGACGGCAAUGUCGUGCUCGUGGGGUCACAAGGCUACGCGGCAGCAGAAUACACAAUCGAUGACACUUUCGUAGAUGCCUAUUCCGGAGAUUUCGCCGCCGUCAAGUUGGAGGGCGCGUCAGGCGAAGUGCUGUGGACUUGGACAGCUUCCUCUUUGGGGAGCGAAGCGGAUACGUUUCUCGCAGUGGACACCGACAGCAACAACGAUAUCGUCAUGGGAGGUCGGACGGAAGGGUACUGGUCAUCGUCCAACCCCGACACGACCCCACAUAUAGCGGUCGUGAAGCUUGAUGGGGGUACGGGGGAUGAGAUAUGGAGGUACCAAGAACACCCUCCGGACUCAUACACGUCUUGGGGGAAUUCCGUUUACCACGGUUUGGGCAGCGUUAGCGGUGUGGCUGUCGACGGCGAUGAUAAUUGCCUUUUGGUGGGCCAAACCUAUGGCAGCCUGGUCUAUGGUGAGGGUGACCCUGGAGAUUCUGAUUUCUUCGUCAUCAAGCUAGACGGGACGGACGGCAGCGAGAUCUGGACGGUGCAAGGCGGAGAGUCGGCGAGCUUUGAUUCAUUGCACCACGUAAAGGUGGACUCGGGCGGAGAUCUGAUCGCCGUCGGCAUAGGUGGAGACGAAGACGCAGUGAACGUUGUCGUGGUGAAGUUCAGCGGCACCGACGGCGCCGUUCUCUGGGAAUAUUCGCCUGUCACGUCGUCCACUCAUGAUGUUCCCGCGUCGGUCGACGUUGACACCCAGGACGAUGUGUAUAUUGCUGGCGGCUACGAUGCCCUGAAUCUGCAGGGCACUCUAGCAGAAACUCCGGUGGUGCUGAAGCUAGACGGGGCGACAGGCGAUGUCGUGUGGACCUACGAGGGCGUAACCACAUCGAGCGCUGGGCUCAUUUGUGUUGCCGUGGAUCUUACAACGGGGUGGGUUGUGGGUGCUGGCUGGACGGAAGGGACCUGGUUGACGGGGGCAGCUCAAGGCGGCUAUGACUUCGCGGCGGUGGUGCUAGAUGGGGUCACUGGAGAUGAACUAGGGCGCUACCAGGAUGGCACCACUGAUGACGAAUAUCUUUCGUUCGUUGGAUUUGAUUCCGUUGGGGGCUUAAUCUUGGGGGGAUCCUGGACGGACACCGGCGGAGAUGAGUUCGUGGCGAUCAAGUUCGCCCCCUGGAACUCGAGUUACCCCACAACGGGGACGGAAGCACUUGCCCAGUGGGAGAUCGGGGCCAUCGCAGGCGCGGGGGCUUUGUUCCUUUUACUCCUGGGACUAUGCAUUUUCUGCUUCCGACGCAAGAGCUCUCAAGGUCAGCAAGAUGCAGCCAAAGGUUCAUCGCAAAUUUUUCCAGUGGAGAAUUUCGUCGGUCCGAGUGUGCAAGGCGAAGUUCUUCAACCUCGACCGUUGGUCAUAGUGAGCGGAAUGGGAGAAUUUGCACCUCCUGCGCCUCCUGCACCUCCUGCUCCAAAGACACCCCUGCCCCCACCUGCAGAACCCCCUCUCUCGCCACCACCGGACAACAACCCACCACCCCUUCCACCGCCCGAAGUUGCUGCCACUGAGGAGCGUCCACCACCGCCAUCCUACGAGGAGAUGAAUGCCCCGGAGCCUGCCGCAGCCCCGGCUGAAGCACCAUGGGAACGGCUAGCCAAGCGAGUGGACCGCGUCCCCAGCAAGAAAGCGUUCGAACAAAACUACCGAGACAUAUCGGUCAGCCGCUACGCACCGUACGCACCGUCUACAACCGAUCAUUAG